AUGAUUGGACGUCUUAAGAAGGUGAGCCUGCCAGCUCUCUCGGCGGUUAUCCUGUUUUGCAGUUACCACUAUGCCCGAGUCCUGGGAGUGAUUUGCUUCAACAUUGGUGAAAGGACCUCCGACAAGUCCUUGGUGGGUCGGAGUAACCACAGCUUCAAGUGGAUCUGCCUGAGUUUGCGGCUCGUCUGUGCCACAGUGGUUUGUUGCUUCUGUGCCCCUCAUGUCGCCGAAAUCGAGGAUCCUUACGAGUGGCUGCUGCAGUGGCUCCGUCUGUCCGCCAGUAUCAUGUGCUCCAUCAGCAUUGUGGUGGUUCAGAUUGGCUUUGAAAAAGAACUGCUCCGGAUUUUCAACAGUUUCCUUCGACUUUUCCGACGCCUUCGUCGCUUGUCGUCCCUGAAAAAGAUUGGAUUUGGAGGCCAACGGGAGUUCUUCAUGCUACUGGUUAAAUCCGUCUGUUUGGUCUACGAACUGUACUGUGAGUUGGGCCAACUGUGGUAUUCACACAAUUGGCUGGGGCUUGUUACCAUGGUGUGUGAAAUAAUUCUGGAAAUCGGUUCUCUGAUGAUCCUACAUAUUGGUUUCUUUGGAUAUCUCAGUGUGGCCGCCCUGUAUUCCGAGGUAAAUAGAUUUGCCCGUGUUGAGUUGCGUCGCCAGCUGAGAUCCUUGGAGCCUCCUGGCGGAGGUCCUGUGAGUCGACGUCGUCUAAGGAUCGUUGAGAAUCGUCUGGAUGAGUGUAUCUCUGUUUACGACGAAAUCGAACGAGUGGGUCGCUCAUUUCAUCGCCUCUUCGAACUGCCAGUUCUUAUAAUUCUUGAAGGGAAAUUAUUUGCCACCAUAGUUCUGUCCUACGAGGUGAUCAUUCGAGCGGAGCUUUAUCCCAGCAAGAUCGGAAUGUGGGGUCUGGUGGUAAAAAGUUUUGCGGAUGUGAUACUGCUCACUUUGGCAGUUCAUGAGGCGGUGAGUAGAUCAAGAGAUAUGCGACGCUUAAGUUUGGAGAACUGUCCCAUCAAUGAUUACAAGCAAUGGCACAUGAAGUGGGAAAUGUUCUUAAGUCGCCUGAACUUCUUUGAAUUCCGAGUCAGACCCUUGGGCUUGUUUGAGGUCUCCAACGAAGUGAUCUUGUUAUUUUUGUCCAGCAUGAUCACCUAUUUUACUUAUGUGGUGCAGUACGGAAUUCAAACCAAUCGAUUGUGA
Molecule: messenger RNA, 1194 nt
Organism: Drosophila rhopaloa
Lineage: Eukaryota; Metazoa; Arthropoda; Insecta; Diptera; Drosophilidae
Gene: Gr93c
Product: putative gustatory receptor 93c
Exons: 2
Coding region: 1-1194 (397 amino acids)
Biological process (GO): sensory perception of taste
Cellular component (GO): membrane
Source: RefSeq, a predicted model, not a curated record